This is a messenger RNA of Alternaria incomplexa, 831 nucleotides long. RefSeq lists its product as uncharacterized. Gene Ontology annotation, biological process: rRNA processing. The transcript has a single exon. The coding region runs from base 1 to 831 and encodes 276 amino acids. NCBI's taxonomy places the organism in Eukaryota, Fungi, Ascomycota, Dothideomycetes, Pleosporales, Pleosporaceae. The record is from RefSeq and is a predicted model, not a curated record. Gene Ontology annotation, cellular component: small-subunit processome; nucleolus.
AUGUCGUCCAUGCGAAAUGCCGUUCAACGGCGCAACCACAAGGAGCGCGCGCAACCCGAAGAGCGCGCAAAAUGGGGUCUCCUGGAGAAACGCAAGGACUACAAGCUGCGCGCGCACGACCACAAGCAGAAGCAGGCCAAACUCAAGAUCCUGAAGCAGAAGGCCCAGGAUCGCAAUCCCGAUGAGUUCUCCUUCAAGAUGAUGUCGUCCAAGGUGGACAAGUCGGGAAAGAGGGUGGCGGACCGAGGCAACAAGGCGCUCAGCAUGGAGGUGGUCAAGCUGUUGAAGACACAGGACGCGGGAUACAUUCGCACUAUGCUGCAGCAGACGCGCAAAGAGAGGGAGGAGGUAGAGCAGAGGCUGAUAAUGGAGGAGCAGGGCGAGGUGCGUGCUGUGAGGGAUGCGGCGAGGACGAAGCAGGGCAAGCACAGAGUCUUUGUGGACAAUGAGGAAGAACAAGAGGAGUUUGAACCAGACACUUGGUUCGGACGCGGCGAGGACAUUCCUGCGCGCAAGGAGUCGCCUACCUUUGGAGACCUACAAGACGAGCUUUCGGAAGACGACGAAACGCCUAUCCAGCGGCCGAACACAUUAUCGAAGAAGCAGAUAGAGGCACAAGAGCAAGCACGGAGAGAAGCGAGAAAGUUCCGCAAGGAGAGAGAGCGAGCACAAGAGCGCCACGUAACAAGACUACGCGCCCUCAAGAAGCGGGAGAGCGAACUCAUGGCCGCGGAAGAAGAACUCGAACUCCAGCGCGCAAAGAUGAACAACACCGUCGGCGGAGUCAACAAGAACGGCGUAAAGUUCAAGAUCAGGGAGCGCAAGCGCUGA